Messenger RNA from Adineta ricciae, 3363 nucleotides. Lineage: Eukaryota; Metazoa; Rotifera; Eurotatoria; Adinetida; Adinetidae. The record is from the annotation of a GenBank genome assembly.
AUGAUGACAAUCGAUCUAACCAAGCGACAUUCUCAUUCUUAUUAUUACUAUCUCAUUACUUUCUGCUAUCUAUUUUCCUUAAUUAUUGUUGCUGCUGGUACCAGCUAUAUGGAGGAUCAUUCCAAUGAGACAGUCAUUGAAAUUAAUACAACUGUUUUUAGUGUAACAACACUACCUGCAAAUGUUUCGAUCGAAGAAACCUUUCCGAGUAAUAGUACAAACGUUUCAACACCUGUACUAUUGAUCGAUUCGACUAUGGCACCAACAAUAACGUCAACGGUAGUGCCGAAGAAGACAACUGAAAGUAGUACAGAAAACAUGCAGACAACUUUUGAAGAACAUUCGAAUUCAACUACAGUACCAGUAGAAGUAUCAUCGGAAAAAUCUGAAGAACCAACAACGGUAGCAGCAACAGCACCAACAUCAACAUCAACAACGGCAACAUCACCAGUAGUAACAUCGACGGUAACGAUGAUGACGACGGCGACGACAGUUGUUUCAUUAUCAUCGUGUGAAUCAUCGAAAUAUGGUUGUUGUUCAGACAACGUUACAGAAAGAACGGGUCCAAAUAAUGAAGGAUGUGAGGAUGAUAAUGUCAAUAUUACAGUUUUGAACAGUACCGUUGGAUACGUUAAUGAAACUGAUUUUGUUACUACAGUUGAAUCCGAAAAUGUGACUGUAAUUACCGAUAAAAAUGAUGUGUCUAUCUACACAUCGACGGAAAACUUUAGCACUGACAUGACAGUUGAAGCCGAUUCUACUCAGUUUGAACUAGAAAACACAACAAGUGCACAUUCUGAAAGUACUACAAUGGAGGUAGUUGACGAAAGUACUACGGUGGAGAUAGUUGACGAAAGUACGACAGAACCUACUGUGGGCACCACAGAAUUCACUGAAACAACAACUGUCACUGAAGCCGAAACAGAAGAAACCACUACAAAAUCGACUCUUUGUGUUGACAGCGAAUUUGAAUGUUGUCCCGAUGGGGAAACACCAGCACAAGGACCUGAAUUCAAAGGAUGUAAUACAACAGAGAAGCCACGAAUACCAUCAACAACAGUUUCUUUCACGAAUGUUUGUGAAUUGGAAAAAGAUGCGGGUAGUUGCAGUAAAUAUGUUAAUAUGUGGGCGUAUGAUCGCCAACAAGGUAAAUGUGUUCGAUUUUGGUAUGGAAGUUGUGAAGGAAAUGGUAAUCGAUUUGAAACUGAACAACAAUGUCAAGAAACAUGUAUUAGUCCAAAAGGAAUUGAAGUCUGUUUGUUGUCGAAAGUAGCCGGACCAUGUCACUCAUCUAGCACUCGUUAUUAUUAUGAUCGAGAUAAGAAGAAAUGUGAACAAUUUCGCUAUGGUGGAUGCAACGGUAAUUCAAAUAAUUAUGUAACAAUGGAUCAAUGUCAAUCAACGUGUGUAAAAGAAACGAUUGAUCAAUGUACGCAACCCGUUGAAGUUGGACCGUGUAAAGGAGAGUUCCCUCGGUUUUAUUACGAUACAGUAACAGGACAAUGUCGAUCAUUCAUGUAUGGCGGUUGUCAAAAGAAUCAAAACAAUUUUGCCACGUUAAAAGAUUGCUCGAAAUCAUGUGUAGAAGUACGGCAAAAAGAUAUCUGUUUACAACCAAAAGUCAUUGGUACAUGCCAAGAACGACAUCCAUCUUGGUAUUUCGAUAUCAAGGAACAUGAAUGUAAACCGUUUCAAUAUUCAGGCUGUAAAGGAAAUCACAAUCGAUUUUCGACGAAAGAAGAAUGUGAUCACUCGUGCUCAUCUUUGAAAGCAUCGAAAACGUUUGUUAACGACACGAAAGCUAUUUGCAACCUGCCAAUGAUACGUGGUAAUUGUGAUCAACAAAUAUCUCGUUGGUAUUUCAAUCCAUCAGAUCGGUACUGUUACCCAUUUCAAUAUACCGGCUGUCACGGCAAUGCAAAUGCAUUUGAAAACGAACAAGAUUGCCGGGAUAUAUGUCAUGCAAAGGAAAAAGACAUUUGUACAUUGGACAAAGAUUCAGGUUCGUGUGAUCAAUAUAAAAUUAUGUGGUACUAUGAUUCUGUGAGUCAACAAUGUAAGAAUUUCUACUAUGGUUCAUGUGGUGGAAAUGCCAGUCGUUUCGGAACGGAACAAGAAUGUCAAUUGCGUUGUUUGAUCAAAGCUGGUAAUUCGACUUGUUCUCAACAAGUUGAUCAGGGCUAUGUUUGUAAUAAUACAAAAUCAAAUCAAAAUGAAACAACGAGCUCCGUUAUGAAAUUCUUCUAUGAUCAACAAUUGAAACAAUGUUCAUCAUUUCUGUAUCGAGGCUGUGGUGGCAAUGACAAUCGUUUCGACGAAGAAAGUCAAUGUAUCGAUAAAUGUCUCAUGGAGAAACCAGUUGUUGAUCAAGGUUGUGGAUCAAAUAUGAUUCGUUGUAAUAUUCAAUGUCGAUUUGGUUUCGAAAGAGAUGGAAAUGGCUGUGAAAUAUGCCGUUGUUUUGAGCCUUGCCAACGUCAACAGUGUCCAUCGGGUUAUGAAUGUGUUAUCAUCCCAGAACAAACUCCAUGUGUUCAAGCGCCAUGUCCAGUGCCCAGAGUUGAAUGUCAACCAAUCGGUCCUGAUCAAUUACCAGAUGCGAAUGGAAGUAUUAAACCAUUAAUUGAAAAUUCGAUCACAAAUAUCUUUUCACAAUUCGAUGCUAAUGUUACAAUUCCAUGUGUUCUACGACAAGGUCAUCCAACACCGGUCAUUUACUGGUAUAAAGAACGGCAGCAAUUACAAGUACACGAUGCAAUGAAUAAUGGUGGAAUUGUUCGAAAAAUUGAACGAUUACCAGAUCAAUCGUUAUUAAUCAGAAGAGUGAAACUUGAAGAUCAAGGUCUCUAUACAUGUCGAGCGAUAAAUGAUGUUGGACAAGAUAUCAAAGAUGUACAAUUGGAAUUGUUCGAUUCAAUUAAAGUAGAUAUCUAUCCAAUUAAUCGAAUCUAUCAACUUGGUUUCACAGCUAAACUUCAAUGUCGUGCUACAGGUUAUCCAUUACCACGUAUUACAUGGAUGCGUGACAAUGUGCCGUUAGCCAACACCACUCGAAUCAGACUUCAAAACGAUGGAUCUUUGAUUAUUCAUCCGUAUAAACGAGAAGAUGCCGGUCCUUAUGUAUGCAAUGCUACAAAUAAGAAAGAAAGUGUAACACAAGUGGCAUAUCUAGAAGUAAAAGACACUCGUAUCGAACCAACAUGCGAAGAUCAGCCAACAUUUGCAAAUUGUGAACUUGUUCUUCGACACAAUUUUUGUGAUGUUUACCUUGAUUAUUGCUGUCGAACAUGUUCUCAACAUGCUCAACAAUCUCCACCAACCGACAAACCUCCUAAUCCUCGUACGCGUCGACAUCAAUUAUUUUAA